AUAUUUUCAACCACAAAAACAAAUGCAGUUGCUUGUAUACACGCGUGCACACAAUAUCUAUACGAGCAUCUUCAAAAAAUUGAGCUGACAUGUUUUUAAAUUGACUGUUGUUACGGGUGUCUUGCUAUCAUCGACUGUUGGUCAUUGACAAAAUAUUAGCCGUAAAUGUGAGCACCGUGCUAAGCUUAGGACUUAUUUAAUUAAUUUAUUUGUACCAUUAUAUAAUCGUCACAAAUAAUUCAGCUAUUCACCCAUUUAACAUGAGAACGAAGCCAAGCAUACGGACGGGUCUCAUCUUUUCGAUUAUACUUAUGCUUAUCAACAAAAAUUUGAAUUUUGAACCUUAAAUUUAGAGUUGAUUUUGGUGUUUUUUCAUCGUAGUUUAUUUUUCAGCUUUUGUUUUUAGAUCGUUUAGAACACGUAUAUAAAAGUUUUAUUCACAAAUUAUUUUUUAUUUAUAAAUAUACCGUUAGGCUUAUUCCACCAAACAGCCAAACGAUGGGCAUCACAAGAUCAUGAUUUGAUGUACCUAAAUCCUGGUCCAUUCAUUUGUGUGGAAUUGAAAUUAAAUCCUGGGUUAUACCCACAUGGAUGCAUUGAUCAACUUGGAUUUGGGUUCAUACAAAUGAUGUCUUAUCUCUGAAUCUCUGAUAUCAUUGAAGUUACCGAUAAUUCAUGUAAUUUUCACAAAGAGCAAUUGAUGGGCAUAAAGUGCCUGAGAUUUUCUUAAUUGCAUGCAACAUCAUAUUUUUCCUUCAAGCAAAAAAAAAAAAGAAAAAAGAAAAGAACAGCCAAAACAGCUCUGCAAAUGCUGUUCCUAUAACUGAUGACUGAACAAAGUCCGUACCUAUAGUUACCAUGGAAUGGGGGCCCACAUGUCAAUAUCAUAGUUUUCUUUUCUAAAUGUCAACUAAAAGAAAGAUUCGAUGAUAUUCCAUACCUCAACGGGUCCCACCUGUAAGUUUUUGUUUUCCUUUUUCUGUUAAAAAUCUCCCCCAGAGUCCUCUUUCAUACAUACUCCGAUUUCGUCCAUCUUCUUUCUAAAUCCAUUUAAAAUGAAGUCGGUAAGCACUAAGCACUGUAGUAUCUAGUAUUAGGUUGGACACCUGGGCUCACUUUGGUCGGUUCUUUGGUUUUUGUAGAUUGUGUGUAGCUGUGUAUGACUGACCAUGUCUGUCAGUAGCACGAGCAGUACAUGCGUGUGAAAGACUUUUCUAGAGCUGACUUUCUUUCAUUUGUUCUUAUUAAAUCUAAUAAUGUUCAUGGUCAAUUCGAAAGACAGUUACUAUUAUUAUCAUUACUUUUGCUGUUAUGUGCAGAACAGGUUGAGAUGAACGUAUUGAAAAGCUGCAUGGCUGACAUACCAAAUGAUUAAUUAUGUGCUUUCUUUUGUUUCUAGCCCCUUUUUUCUUGAAAACUCGUCUUUUGCAUCAAGAAACCAAGAAACCUCGUUCUACUGUAAUAGACUUUGUGCAACAUGUGAACAAGCAACAGUGACAUUUAUUGUUUAUUUUUUAACAGGCCCCCGAAUCCCAAUCAAAUCUCCCCUUAUCCAAACAUGUCCACACUGAUGAGUAUAUUCUAAUAAAAAGGUAGCAAGGCAAGAAAACGUGUAAAAAAAAUUCAAACAACCUAAGAAACAAGGUCAUCUGGUAAAGUCAAAAUCCAUCAGAGAUCAUACAUGCACUUUAUCUUGAGGAACAUACGGCAAUUGGGACAGUAUACCAACUCAACUGCUUGAGCAAAGUUUUACCAAUUCCGAAGUUACUGAUGAUGUCAAGUUUAACGCCUACCAUGUUUGUCUAUUUAAGUACCUCCAGCGAUCCUCUAGUGUUACAUUAAAUGUACACCUGUACCUUCCUGAGAAGGUCUGAGGUGUUGGUUGCUGCCUGGCUGGGUUUAUGGUGAGAAAUCUCUCUGUACUUUUACCUGAUAUUGAUCCCUGUGAUGUUUUUGGUGAUACAUUGAUCUAUGCUGUGUGAUCGUGGAUUCAGAUAUAUUAUCUUGUUUUCAUGAUGAAUGUUUAGUUAUUGUUUCUUCUUUGUAUUGAGUGUUCUGUUCUAUUUAGUUUAUUUUGCCAGUAAUCUUUGUUUAGACUUAUUCCUUGACUUUAAGCCAAUAUCUUUUUAAACUUAAGUACCCUCCCUUCUUAUUUUGUUAACUUCCAUUUAUUUUUUAAAAAAAUCUUGUGUUGAACCAGUGGACUAGGUGAUGGACGGGUCACACAACUUACUGUCCAAACAAAAUUGUCCUCAGUUUAAUGGUUAACGAAUGCUUUUGCUACCUUAAGAACAACAUAAAUCAGUCACUGAAAAUUUGUUUUUUUGAUGGAGGUCUCUGCAAAUUUCAGUUUCACUAUGUUUUUUUGUUUCUUCUUAACGGCUCUCAGCUUUCAAUGGUUUUAUAUUUGUACCUUUCGUUCCCAGCUAGCAUGCAAAGUUUCACGUGGGAGCAAGCAACUAAUGGGCUCCAAAGAAGCAUUCCGACGUAUCAUAUUCUGCGUCUUGCUUCUACUCUGUGUGAGCUGCAAAUGCUUAACCUCAGAGGUAAACACAACCCAACUGGCAGUCCUCAAGGUUGAUGCCUCACCGCAGCAUGCUCGAAAGAUCCCUGAGACACUCUUUGGGAUAUUUUUCGAGGAGAUCAACCAUGCUGGAGCAGGUGGAAUAUGGGCAGAGCUUGUCAGCAACAGAGGUUUCGAAGCUGGAGGCCCUAAUACUCCAUCGAGCAUUGACCCUUGGUCCAUAAUUGGAAAUGAAUCUGUCAUAUCAGUGGCAACUGAUCGAUCAUCAUGUUUCAGUCGAAAUAUCAUUGCUCUGAGGAUGGAGGUUCUCUGUGGUGACUGCCAAGCUGGUGGUGUUGGCAUUUACAAUCCAGGAUUCUGGGGCAUGAACAUAGAGGAUGGAAAGAACUACAGUCUUGUCAUGUAUGCUAAAUCAUUAGAAAAUACAGAGUUAACAGUUUCACUAACAAGCUCUGAUGGGUUGCAAAAUCUGUCUUCUGCUACCAUACAAGUUGCUGGUACAUCAAAUUGGACAAAACUUGAGCAGAAGUUGGUUGCUAAAGGAACAAACAGAACCUCAAGGCUUCAAAUAACAACUAACAAGAAAGGUGUCAUAUGGUUGGAUCAAAUAUCACUCAUGCCUUCAGACACGUAUAAGGGUCAUGGUUUCCGGAAAGAACUUGUAUCAAUGCUUUUGGAUUUAAAACCACAAUUCAUGAGGUUUCCUGGAGGCUGCUUUGUUGAAGGCCAGUGGUUAAGAAAUGCAUUCAGGUGGCGUGAGUCUGUUGGUCCGUGGGAGGAGAGGCCUGGACACUUUGGUGAUGUCUGGGGUUAUUGGACUGAUGAUGGCCUUGGAUAUUAUGAGUUUCUUCAGCUUUCUGAGGAUCUGGGUGCUGCCCCAAUCUGGGUGUUCAACAAUGGUUUCAGCCACAAUGAGGAGAUUAAUACCACGGCUAUUGCUCCAUUUGUAAAGGAUAUACUGGACAGCCUAGAAUUUGCAAGGGGAAGUACCAACUCAACAUGGGGCUCUCUUAGAGUUGCAAUGGGGCAUCCUGAACCAUUUCCAGUCAAAUAUGUUACAAUUGGAAACGAAGACUGUACAAAAAAAUUUUACCAUGGUAAUUACCUCAAGUUCCAUCGUGCUAUAAGAGAGGCUUAUCCAGACAUUCAAAUCAUCUCAAACUGUGAUGGUUCAUCUAAACCACUUGACCAUCCUGCUGACAUAUAUGACUUCCAUGUCUACGGGGAUUCUAAUACUUUGUUUUCUAUGAGGAACAAAUUUGACAGCACGCCUCGGAAUGGGACAAAGGCCUUUGUCAGUGAGUAUGCUGUUUCAAGUAAUGGUGUAGGUAGAGGAACUCUUCUUGCCUCACUGGCUGAGGCUGCUUUCCUCACUGGACUGGAGAAGAAUAGUGAUGUUGUUCAGAUGGCCAGCUAUGCACCGCUCUUCAUGAAUGAUAAUGAUCUCUCGUGGAACCCAGCUGCUGUCGUCUUCAACUCAUGGAAACAGUAUGGAAGUCCUAGUUACUGGAUGCAGACAAUUUUCCGCGAAUCGAGUGGUGCUGUGCUGCAUCCAGUGACAAUCAACUCCAUGUAUUCUAAUUCAUUAGCAGCUUCUGCAAUAACCUGGAAAGCCAGUAACAGUAGCUUCUUGAGAGUGAAGAUUGUAAACAUUGGGUCCAACCCUGUGAACCUCAUAGUAUCCACAACUGGUCUUGAAGCUUUGGUCAAUAUGCGGAAAUCAACAAUCACUAUUCUCACAUCCAAAAAUCUGUCAGACGAAAAUUCAUUCAGUAAACCCACUAAUGUCGUGCCGGUUACAAGAGAACUACCCAAUGCUGGAGAAGAGAUGUUUGCUUUCCUUGGUCCUUACUCAUUUACUUCAUUUGAUCUUGCUCUCGGCCAGCAGAAACAUGUUUCCUAAACGAUGUUAUGGGCGUUUGCACGGGUGUGUGAGUAUGUGUGUUUUCCAUGUAAAGCCUUAUCCGUUUAAUCCCCAUCAGGAAGAGAUUGGUGAGGAUUAAACGAACAAGGCCUAAUUGGGGAAAAGUCCCCACGAAAUCAUGGAAGUGAUGUAUUAACAGGCUGAUCAAUAUGAGAAUCUUGAGAUUAUGCCAUCCUCAGAAGUGGGCUUCACGCAAAUGCCACUUAAAAGGGAUUUGAUAAAAUACCACUUUCAAUUAA
Molecule: messenger RNA, 4687 nt
Organism: Oryza sativa Japonica Group (Japanese rice)
Lineage: Eukaryota; Viridiplantae; Streptophyta; Magnoliopsida; Poales; Poaceae
Product: alpha-L-arabinofuranosidase 1
Biological process (GO): L-arabinose metabolic process
Molecular function (GO): alpha-L-arabinofuranosidase activity
Source: RefSeq, a predicted model, not a curated record